UUUGCACUUCUUUUCCUGUUCAGACUUUGGCCUUUCCCAGGGCUCGUGUGUCUCUGGGCGAGCUCAAGCACUGCAGGAAAACACCGCUCGGGGCUAGAAGUGACCCAAAAAGGACCAAAACCACCCCAAAAAAAGGGAUUUACAUCAAAGCGGGAGCAGAGGUGAGCCUCCGGAGGUGGCCGGCAGGAUGCUGAGGUGUGAGUUAUUCCUCACCGCCACCCUCCUCCUCCUUGGCCGUGGAAGCAGCGGGGCUGAUGGACCUGCCAAAAUCCCGUCGGUGGGAGUGAUGGGAAGGAGACCUCUGCAGCCCCCGGCUGCCAGCUGGAGCUUUCCCCGGAGGAAGCGAGAUGUGGAGCCACCUUCAUACCUGAAGUGGGUGGCUUUUGAAGGCACGCUGCCCGCCGAUGCCGUCUCCAACUGGAACGACUAUGCCAAGAGGAUGGAGUAUGUCUGCUCUACAGGAGUGCUCGGCUGCAACACUGGUGCCUACGUCCCCGACCGAGGUCCCUUCUGCUUCUUCCCGUUUGCAGAAAAGGAGCAGAGCACCCCCACCUUCAAGGUGUUAGUCAACGUGGGAGACUUUGAGGCGCUGGAUUGGGUGGACGCCUCCUUCGGCAGCGUGCCUGAAAACGCUGUGGAGGGCUGCCCAUCUGUUGAUGUCUUCGUUGGGAGGAACCGCUACGGCUUGGGCAAGGUCAGCAAAGAGCAGAGGGCUGCCUUCAUAGUGGUGGAUGAUGAGGAGGUUUGGUACAAGUGGUACCAAGUCUUGGUGGUCAAGAAGGGCCCAGCAGACAUCUCCAUCUCUGAUGUCCGCUACAACUUCAGUGGGGCAGUGGAGCACGGGGAGGACGUCACCCUGACGAAGACCACGAUGAAGAACGAGGGCUGCCAAGGGGUGCGGAAAGCUGUCACCUUGGAGGAGGCCACUGAGAUGGAGCACGACUGGGAGAUAGACCAGAGGGUCUUCGCCACCAUCCGUGGGGUGUUGCGAGCCGCCAUCUUGGCCUUCAAUGGGACGGGCUGGGAGGUCACCAAUGUCAACAACAUCCCCUGGGUGGGGGGAGCGAGCACCAGCGAGUAUGUUGUCCAUACCCGUGUGGUUGAGAAGGAGGUGCAGCCCCGGAUGGUGUGCACGGUGGCCCUGGAGGGACGCCGGUUGGACGUCCGCGUCCCUUUCACCGCGCAACUGACCCGUAAUUUUGGCGACGGUCAAGUGCACCACGUGGCUGUGACGGGGUGGGCUCGCAGCCGGGUGGUGGUGGGUGUCGGGGCCAGUGUCAAGCAGUGCUGGCCCAUCACUGAUGUCUCACCGUGCCGGGGGUAGAGGAUGGUGAGGCGGGUUGGUGCAUCCGGCACGUUCUACUGGGACACAGAAUACAAUGCCACGUGAUUUUUUUGCAAUCUUUUUUCUGGGUUGGUUUGUUUGUUUGUUUCCCCCCCCAAUAACUAUCAUCUCACCCCAAAACAGGAUGGCAGCAACUUGGAAUGCAGAAAAAUGUAUUUUUUUUGGCCUUCCAUAUUUUUUGUUUUCAUGGCAUAACCUUAAUCCCUCUCUGAAACGACAUGGCAACAACACAGAAUGCAGAAAAAUGUGGGGUUUUCUGUCUUUAUUUUCUAUUUUCUCCAAAAUAAGCUCCAUCUCUCCCCAAAAAGACACAGCAACAAUGUAGAAUAUAGAAAAGUGCUGGAUUUUGCAGCCUGCAUUUUCUAUUUUUUUCCCCAAUAACCUCCGUCUCUCCCUGAAACAGGACGGUACCAGCGUAGGACGCAGAAAAAUGCCUUUCUUAUGGUCUCUAUUUUUCCUUUUUUCCACCAUAACUUUCGUCAAUCGCCUCUCUCCAACCCGGCAGAGCAGCUGCCUGUUGAGGAACCUCUCUCCACCCAGAGCUGGAUGGACAUAAUUUCGUGCCGUGA
Messenger RNA from Haliaeetus leucocephalus (bald eagle), 1914 nucleotides. RefSeq names its product natterin-4-like. Bases 188 to 1324 code for a protein of 378 amino acids. Lineage: Eukaryota; Metazoa; Chordata; Aves; Accipitriformes; Accipitridae. The transcript is spliced from 4 exons. The record is from RefSeq and is a predicted model, not a curated record.